ACAACUGGGUGCAGACAGAAGAGCCUGGAGACAGAGGAAACCUAAACUUUCUUCCUUCCUAGCCGCCCUCCACCAUGAAGAAGGAAAUAUUAACCCUGGCCUUUGCUCGAUCCGUCUUUGUUGAGUUUAUCUCCACGCUCAUCUUCGUCUUCAUCGGCCUCGGCUCAGCCCUGAAGUGGCCGUCCGCCCUCCCCAGCAUCCUUCAGAUCGCGCUGGCAUUUGGCCUGGCCAUCGGUACGUUGGUGCAGGCGUUUGGCCACAUCAGCGGAGCCCACAUCAACCCAGCGGUGACCAUCGCCUUCUUUGUCGGGAACCAGAUCUCCUUCCUCCGGACGCUCUUCUACGUGAUCGCCCAACUGGUCGGGGCCAUCGCCGGGGCUGGCAUCCUCUAUGGCGUGACACCGGUCAAUACCCGUGGCAACCUGGCCAUCAACGCGCUCAACAACAACACGACCCCAGGCCAGGCCCUUGUGGUGGAGAUCAUCCUCACCUUCCAGCUGGCCGCGUGCAUCUUUGCGUCCACGGACAACCGGAGGAAUGGCAACGUGGGCUCCCCAGCACUGUCCAUUGGCCUCUCCGUUGCUGUAGGCCACUUGGUGGGGAUCUACUUCACCGGCUGCUCCAUGAAUCCAGCCCGGUCCUUUGGGCCUGCGGUCAUCGUGAGGAGGUUCAGCCCAGCACAUUGGGUGUUCUGGGUUGGACCCAUCCUCGGGGCUUGCUUGGCCUCUCUGCUCUACUUCUACAUCCUCGUCCCCUACUGCAUGAACAUGUCAGAUAGGAUUGCCAUCAUCAAGGGCACCUACGAGUCAGAGGAGGAGUGGGAAGAGCAGAGAGAGGAGAGGAAGAAGUCCAUGGAGUUGACUCCACCGUAGGAACAGUUGGAAAAAGCCAAGCAAAAGGAGGGGAGGAAGCCCCGCACAUGGGCUCAUGUGUGCACCAAAGCCAGAUAAUGAACACAUCCAGCUACAGUAGACUCUUAAGCAAAAGUCUUAUAACUCAAAGACCAUCUGUGAUUAAGAAAGAAAGGAGUAUUGAAGUGUCUGUGUAUAUAAUCCCUCUAUGUGAAUGCGAGCGCUAGAACCUCUCCUAGCUUAACUGCAGCCAGCUAAGCCCAGCAAAGGAGUCUCAGCCCAGGGCAGCCUCUCAGCUGCGGUUUUACACCCACUCGGCUGCAUCCCUGCCCCCCUAGGUGUGAGUUUUGCACAAUUUUCAGAGGCCUGAGACCGCACGUUCUGGCACACACAGGAUUUCACCCCUGCAUCUGAUUGCCCAGGGGAGGGAAAUACCAUGUAGAUACCAGCAAAGAAGAAUGACCGCUUUGGGCAUGUGGGUGCAGCAAAAUCCCCAGCUUUCUUUCUGCCACAGGGCCCACGCUGCUCAUAGAUGCUCUUUCAUGCAUUAACUGGUGCUGGUGAGUUCUAUUUAUUCACGGCUGCAGAAAAAAACCCCGUGAUUUUUUUGAUUUUGUGUUGAGAUCUUUGUAAUAUAGUAUAUUAUUUAUUGUGAAUAAAGGAAAUUGUAAAAAAGUCAUGGGCACAAA
Messenger RNA from Harpia harpyja (harpy eagle), 1540 nucleotides. It is a transcript of the gene AQP5, whose product is annotated as aquaporin 5. Lineage: Eukaryota; Metazoa; Chordata; Aves; Accipitriformes; Accipitridae. Gene Ontology annotation, biological process: transmembrane transport. The record is from RefSeq and is a predicted model, not a curated record. Bases 75 to 872 code for a protein of 265 amino acids. The transcript is spliced from 4 exons. Gene Ontology annotation, cellular component: apical plasma membrane; plasma membrane. Gene Ontology annotation, molecular function: water channel activity.